Messenger RNA from Gigantopelta aegis, 1224 nucleotides. Its product is annotated as protein FAM186A-like. Gene Ontology annotation, cellular component: extracellular matrix. The transcript is spliced from 3 exons. Gene Ontology annotation, biological process: extracellular matrix organization. The record is from RefSeq and is a predicted model, not a curated record. NCBI's taxonomy places the organism in Eukaryota, Metazoa, Mollusca, Gastropoda, Neomphalida, Peltospiridae. Bases 1 to 1224 code for a protein of 407 amino acids.
AUGUUAGCUAUAUUUGAGGCGCUUAUAGUCUCCCGUCUCCAAUAUGGAUCUCAGGCCUUUAGCAAUGCCUCUCCUACACAGUUAGCUAAAUUAGAGGCCACCUAUAAUGUUGCCCUCAGAAUAGUGUCGGGGGCCCAUCUCGGCACCCCCAAUGACAGCAUCAGGGUGGAGCUUGGAGUACUUCCGUUGAGUAGAUAUGUUUUUGAAAGUGCUGAAGCCUUGUCGUUCAGACUAGCGGCCCAGGCUCAUAUUAGAACAUCACCACAAACGGCCCAGGCUCAUACUGGAGCAUUACCACAAGUUUCCCAGGUUGAUACUGGAGCAUUACCACAAGAGACCCAGGUUGAUACUGGAGCAUUACCACAAGAGACCCAGGCUGAUACUGGAGCAUUACCACAAGAGGCACAGGCUGAUACUGGAGCAUUACCACAAGAGACCCAGGUUGAUACUGGAGCAUUACCACAAGAGACCCAGGCUGAUACUGGAUCAUUACCACAAGAGGCACAGGUUGAUACUGGAGCAUUACCACAAGAGACCCAGGUUGAUAUUGGAGCAUUACCACAAGAGACCCAGGCUGAUACUGGAGCAUUACCACAAGAGGCACAGGCUGAUACUGGAGCAUUACCACAAGAGGCCCAGGUUGAUACUGGAACAUUACCACAAGCGGCCCUGGCUGAUACUGGAGCAUUACCACAAGCGACCCAAGCUGAUACUGGAGAAUUACCACAAGAGGCCCAGGUUGAUACUGGAACAUUACCACAAGAGGCCCAGGCUGAUACUGGAGCAUUACCACAAGAGGCCCAGGCUGAUACUGGAGCAUUGCCACAAGAGGCCCAGGUUGAUACUGGAGCAUUACCACAAGAGGCCCAGACUGAUACUGGAGCAUUACCACAAGAGGCCCAGGUUGAUAUUGGAGCAUUACCACAAGCGGCCCAGGCUGAUACUGGAGCAUUACCACAAGAGGCCCAGGCUGAUACUGGAGCAUUACCACAGGAGGCCCAGGUUAAUACUGGAACAUUACCACAAGCGGCCCAGGCUGAUACUGGAGCAUUACCACAAGCGGCCCAGGCUCAUAUUGGAACAUUACCACAAGCGGCCCUGGCUCAUACUGGAACAUUACCACAAGCGGCCCUGGCUCAUACUGGGGCAUUACAACAAGCGGCCCAGGCAGAUACUAGAACAUUACCACAAGCGGCCAGGCUCCGCAGACGAAGAUGUGCCUAA